AGUUAGCAGCACGGUUUCAACCCCGCCGCGAACGCCACCAACCGGUUCGCGCCACAACGCCCCAGGCAUGGCGCUCCUCCUCUUCCUCUUCGUCCUUCUCUGCUUCGCCGCCGCCGCGGCUGAGUCAUCUCGUUCUCCGGCCACCUCGCUCUUCGUCCUCGGUGACUCCACCGUCAGCUGCUCAGCCAGCAUUCUCCCCCUCAACCUCACCGCACCCUCCCUCCCCGCCGGCCCGUGCCUCUUCCCCUCCGCCCGCCGCCUCCUCCCCGACCACCUCGCCGCCAAGAUGGGCCUCUCACCGCCGCCCCUCAUCUCCACCCUCAACGGCACCGCGGCCGCCGCGGCCAGGGGCGUCAACUUCGGCGGCCAGUACGGCGACCGCGGGAUGUUCCGCAUGGGCGCCGUCGGGCAGCAGCUCCGCCUGGCCGCCGAGACGCUGCAGCUGCUGCAGCUCGAGGCGGGCACUCCGCAGGACGCCUCGGCCGCCGCGGCGGGCGCGGUGUUCGUCCUGUCCUUCGGCACCGAUGCGUACGCGCGCCUGCUCGCGCGCGGGCCCGCCGAGGCCGACGCCGCCGCGCCCAAGCACGGCCGCCGCGGGCUCGGGCGCCUCCUCGCCGACCGCAUCGCCCGCGCCGUCUCAGAGCUGUACGAGGCGGACGUGAGGAGGGUGGCGGUGAUGGGGGUGGCGCCGCUGGGGUGCGCGCCGCGCGUCAUGUGGGAGGGGCCGCGCGGUCUGGGCGGCGGCCGCGGCUGCGUGGAGGAGGCGAACGAGCUGAUCGAGGGGUACAACGCCAGGCUCGCGGCGAGGCUGGACGACCUGCGGCCGCAGCUGCCAGGCGCCGCCGUCGUGUUCUGCGACGUGUACAAGGGGAUGAUGGAGAUCCUCUCGAAUCCCCGCAGAUACGCAGGGUUGGAGGACACGAGGGAGGCAUGCUGCGGUCUGGGCCCGUUCAAGGCGACGGUGGGUUGCCUGAGCAAGGAGAUGGCGUGCGCCGCGCCGGAGCGGCACCUGUGGUGGGAUCUCUACAGCCCCACCGAGGCUGUCGACGCCCUCGUCGCCAACUGGUCCUGGGGGUCGUUAUCGUCAUCGCCGCCGCCGGAUUCGGCCUCCGGCUCCGGCUCCGGCGUGACGAUGAUGAGCAUCUGCAGUCCCAUGUCGCUGCAGCAGCUGGCGUAUGGUUAGUAUUGUCGAGCGUACAUAAACGACAGACACGAGGGUCUACAUAUAUGGACCGAUUGAUCGAUGGACGACAUCAAAAAGAUGCUUUCUUGCUUUCUCAUCAACCAAAAGAAUAGGAGCAGGAGGCGGCAUCAUCUAUCAUGUUUCCCGGACGCGCGCGUUGGGUUGGGCCAGGCUGCCGUCCGUGU
Molecule: messenger RNA, 1368 nt
Organism: Panicum hallii
Lineage: Eukaryota; Viridiplantae; Streptophyta; Magnoliopsida; Poales; Poaceae
Product: GDSL esterase/lipase At1g71250-like
Exons: 3
Coding region: 68-1183 (371 amino acids)
Molecular function (GO): hydrolase activity, acting on ester bonds
Source: RefSeq, a predicted model, not a curated record